Rubroshorea leprosula is the source of this 827-nucleotide messenger RNA. The record is from the annotation of a GenBank genome assembly. Lineage: Eukaryota; Viridiplantae; Streptophyta; Magnoliopsida; Malvales; Dipterocarpaceae.
AUUAUGGACGAAAUUCAAAGCACCGAGGCUGGCCCUCAGUUUGUUCACACUAACAUGUUUUGUGUUUUUGUGCAAACUUUCCCCACUAUCAAGUCGCCAGUGAGAGAGUCAACAUUACAGAAAGGUCUACUAUGUGUCUACUGUGUGGCCUUGAUCCAACAAGCACCUUAGAAAUAUCCUGGAUUUAUUUCUCUAUGGAUUAACUUCUUCGGCUGCUGUUUUUCCUACAUCUGAUUGGAAGCAUCAGCACCUGAUGCCAUGAGAAGCUUCUGCUCUGCCCUGCAACUCACCACCGUGGCACUUGGAAACUACCUAAGUUCUCUUCUUGUGACUAUUGUCACAAGUGUGAGCACCAAGAAUGGGAAAGUAGGAUGGAUACCUGACAACUUAAACUAUGGCCAUCUCCAUUACUUCUUCUGGCUGUUGACAGUAUUAAGUGUGGUGAAUUUAGUCGUUUAUGUCCUGAUUGCUAAGUGGUACACGUAUAAAACGCCAGUGGGGACUCUGCGCUAGCUGACUGCAUAUUAAGUUCCACCUUUGCUUGCAGAAGCAACUAUAAAUAAUAACUUUCGAGUAGGGAUCCACCUGCACAUAAGUUUUACACAACACAUUUAAACAAAAUUUCAACUAGCCAUCUCUCUACUUUUAAUGGUUGAAAUUUAUUCACGUUUAUUAAAGAUAAUUAUUGUUUUCAUCUAAAAAGUUGUGAUAAGUCUUAACUAUUGAAAGUUAAAAAUGAAUAAUUGAGAUUUUGUGUAAGUGUAGUGUAUAAGAUUUAUGUGUGAGUGUAGAUUCCUCUCAUAACUUUUAUGGUUCCAUUUGCUUUU